Fusarium keratoplasticum is the source of this 717-nucleotide messenger RNA. RefSeq lists its product as uncharacterized. The record is from RefSeq and is a predicted model, not a curated record. The coding region runs from base 1 to 717 and encodes 238 amino acids. NCBI's taxonomy places the organism in Eukaryota, Fungi, Ascomycota, Sordariomycetes, Hypocreales, Nectriaceae. The transcript is spliced from 4 exons.
AUGGACGAGCCAACGGAGUCGACGGUUCGAGCAAACGACCAGCCCAUCGCCGAAAAUGGCGUUCCUGCGCCAGAUCUCGACGUGACGCAGGCUUUGCAAUGGCUUUCUGUUGCCGACCCUAGUCAGCUUGACGUUGCUACUCUCGUCACUCACAAUAACUUGGAAGUGCUGGCAGUUCUCCUCCAGAGGGUGGAGAAGAGGGUGAUCGAACAGGCCGAGCAAAUCAGAACGCUCGAAGAUCUUACCCGAACGAUUCUCGAAAUCCUCAGGCGAAACGAGGAAACCAGUCGUCCAUCUUCUAUUGGUAGCAGCCGUAGCUCUUCUGUUGACAGCGUUGACAGCCGUCACUCCUCGACUGGUCAACCCGCCCCCGCCAGUGACGGAGCCGAGGCUUUGACUGAGGAAGAUCAGAGUGCAAAUGCUUUUGAUGAGAUCCUCGAGAAUCUUUCGGUGCUCGACGACUUCUUCGACCGCUUCAUUCUAGACUCUGACCACACAACUUUGGUCGAACGCUCAGAGCGUAUCCAGGCUUCAUUCGCCGCCUUCGUCGAGGCCGCUACAGACCAGUUGGGUAGCUAUCUGGGCGAGACAGAGGCUCAGGUAAUCAUCGCUCAGCUCUCUAGCCUUGAGGAUGAGGAGACCAUCGACGUCUACAUCGCCCUGAGCCACCGAAACAAUCAGAAAGUCACAGGGGAAGGGGGCCACCACGGUCAGUGA